Molecule: messenger RNA, 1832 nt
Organism: Cornus florida
Lineage: Eukaryota; Viridiplantae; Streptophyta; Magnoliopsida; Cornales; Cornaceae
Product: beta-fructofuranosidase, insoluble isoenzyme 1
Exons: 5
Coding region: 28-1548 (506 amino acids)
Biological process (GO): carbohydrate metabolic process
Molecular function (GO): hydrolase activity, hydrolyzing O-glycosyl compounds
Source: RefSeq, a predicted model, not a curated record
AUAACUAUUUUCAUGUAAACAGGACCAAUGAUUUAUAAGGGAAUUUACCAUCUAUUCUACCAGUACAAUCCCAAAGGUGCGGUGUGGGGCAACAUUGUGUGGGCCCAUUCGGUGUCAACGGAUUUGAUCAACUGGAAGAAACUGGAGCCCGCAAUCUACCCAUCCAAGCCAUUCGAUAAUUUCGGGUGUUGGUCCGGGUCGGCCACCAUCCUUCCGGGUAAUAAGCCCAUCAUACUCUACACUGGAAUAAUUGACAAAAACGACACACAGGUCCAGAACUAUGCAGUGCCUGAAAACUAUUCGGAUCCUUACCUCCAGAAGUGGAUAAAACCCGAUAACAACCCGUUGGUGGUUGCCGAUCCGGGUGUGAAUAAAACCGCCUUUCGUGACCCGACAACAGCUUGGUUCAAAGAUGGGCAUUGGAGAAUGUUGGUGGGCAGCAGGAGGAAGCACAGAGGGAUAGCAUAUUUGUACAGAAGUAGGGACUUCAUGAAAUGGACUAAGGCCAAACACCCACUGCAUUCCGCGGCCAAAACCGGGAUGUGGGAGUGCCCAGAUUUCUUCCCGGUUUCAAUGCAAGGUGAAAACGGGUUGGACCCUUCGUACCUGGGGCCGAAGAUUAAGCAUGUGUUCAAGGUGAGCCUUGAUGUCACAAGGUAUGAGUACUACACAGUAGGGACAUACUUCCCGGAAAAGGACAAGUACGUACCGGAUAACACAUCCGUUGAUGGUUGGAGCGGGUUGAGACCCGAUUAUGGAAAUUACUAUGCUUCAAAAUCGUUUUUCGAUGAUAAAAAGAAUCGAAGGAUUUUGUGGGGGUGGUCUAAUGAGUCCGACACUGCUGCAGAAGACGUUGCAAAGGGAUGGGCAGGAAUUCAGACAAUUCCGCGAAAGGUAUGGCUGGAUACUAACGGAAGACAAUUGGUACAAUGGCCAGUUGAAGAAUUAAACACUUUGAGAGCGCAAAAGGUCCAGAUGAGCAAUCAAAAACUCAAUAAGGGAGAACAUGUUGAGGUUAAAGGAAUAACAGCUGCUCAGGCUGAUGUUGAAGCAACCUUCUCAUUCCCAAGCUUGGACAAAGCAGAGCCAUUUGAUCCUAGCUGGACUGAUGCCCAAGAGGUUUGCAGCAAAAAAGGUUCAACUGUUCAAGGUGGGGUUGGUCCAUUUGGCCUCUUGACAUUGGCUUCGGAAAAGCUUGAAGAAUACACACCCGUCUUCUUUAGGCUUUUUAAGGCUAAGGACAAGCAUGUAGUUCUCAUGUGUUCUGAUGCAACCAGAUCCUCUUUAAAGACAGGGUUGUAUAACCCAUCAUUUGCAGGCUUUGUCGAUGUAGAUUUAAAAGAUAAUAAGCUUUCACUUAGGAGUUUGAUUGAUCACUCUGUAGUAGAAAGUUAUGGCGCUGGUGGAAGAGCAUGCAUCACAUCUAGGGUUUAUCCUACUAUAGCAGUACAAAAUGAUGCUCAUUUAUAUGUAUUCAACAACGGGACAGAGACAGUUACCGUUGAUAAUUUGAGUGCCUGGAAUAUGAACGCUGCCAAGAUCGAGUAAAGAAGGGAUGGGAGAAAAGCAAAAAGAGGAAUUUGAUUUUACUUUUUGGUAAAGCUUGUAUGUUAUGUCUAUUGGGGUUUAAAUAAUUGAUUCAAGCUAUUGGAUGGAUGUAGUAGACUCUCUUCUUGCUCAAGUGUUCAGGAAUGGAAACCAGAUUUCAUAACUUUCAAGUUGCAUUAUUGAUGAUGAUCUUACAAUUUAUCCAAAAUAAAUAAAUAAAUUAGGACCUCGAAAAAUAAAUAUUUGGUGAACAAAUGUUGAGAUAUUCUAUCUACUUUGUCCCA